Molecule: messenger RNA, 2317 nt
Organism: Penaeus monodon (black tiger shrimp)
Lineage: Eukaryota; Metazoa; Arthropoda; Malacostraca; Decapoda; Penaeidae
Product: BSD domain-containing protein 1-like
Cellular component (GO): cytoplasm
Source: RefSeq, a predicted model, not a curated record
GUGGUCUCACAGUCAACAGAAGUGCUGGAGUUUGUGAAGAAAGAUUUUGAUGAGUUUACCAAGGUUGUGUCCGAAGAGGCCUCGUCUGUAGUUUCAUCAACAGCAAAUACUUUGAAGGAGAAGCUUAAGCUGGAUGACGAUGAGAGCACAGCCAGUAAUGUGAAGAAAAGCGUAAGCGGCUUCCUUAAUCACGUCGCUGAAGUGUUUACUCCUCCGCCUGAUGAUGGUGAUCAGGAAGCCAUUGUCAUUCGUAAUCAGCAGCCUGUCAUCCUCAACAGACUUCAGGCAGCAAUAUAUGCAAUAUCACAAGAUCCAGAGACUUUCACAACGGACCCUGAAGGAGAAGAGACACAGUAUGAGACCUGGGUGGAGACCUUCGACCUUGAGGCACGGCAGACUGAGUUGUCAGAUCUCCUGGUCAAUAACCAACCUUUGAGACACCAUUACACAACUCUAGUUCCAGCUCAGGUAUCCCAUGUUGUGUUUUGGCAUCGAUACUUCUACAAAGUUAGCAGAUUAGAGGCUGCAGAAGCUAGACGACAGGAGCUCAAACAAAGGGCAGAGAAGACCAACACAGAGUCGGAGCUUGUCUGGGAUGAAGCAGAUGAGGACUUUGGAGGAGAUGUAGAAAUACCAGAGGAGGUCCAGACAAAGCUUCUGGAGGACUACGAGCGGGAGUGUGAAGAAAAUGGCAUGAAAAGAUUGAGUAAGACCGCAUCGCACGUGGAUACUGCGCACAAAAUCGCUUCAGCAGAUGAGAAUGUGGAUGUACCUAAUUGUGAUAGUGAUUUAUCUGUCAAAGCCACUGCAUGUACAAAGUCAGUUACGGAAGAGCUAAAAGUGGAUUUAUCAAAAAUGACAGAGGCCACCAGUAAACCUUCUCCGGCGUCGACAGAAAGCAAUGAAGAUGAAUGGGAGAAAGUUGAUGCAUCAGAAGCUGCCAGCACCCAAGUGACAGCCACAGAAAAGCCGGAGAAAACAGCGGGCACUGAAGAGGGUAAGAGUGAAGAAUGGGAGAGCUGGGACUGAGCACACUAGGAGAGUAGAACGUCCUUGGAACACUGGUUGAUCAUUCUCUCGUCCCAGUCGCGUUUGGCGGCGGCGAUGCAACAUUGCUGGAGGGAUUUGUACAUUGAUAUCUGAACUGUAGAAAUCAGGAUUUGCAGACAAGUAAUAUAUAUACCUAAUGGGAUUAGCUUCCCCACCCUUCCUUGUUCCCUCAUAUGGACUUAGUUCUUAAUUCCUUUUACUUAUUUUCUAUCUUAAUAUACAAAGAGAAACACUAGAAGAUAGAGGAAGAACUUUUUGAUAGAAGUCCUAUAUCACAGACAUUGCCUUCCAGAACUUUCCUUAUAUCAUCAUAUCGUAUGGUUUUAUCAUCACUCUUUUUAUCACUUGUAAUUCGUAUCUCCAUCCAGACAUUUUGGCUGAGUAAUUUAGCUUCACAUCUACGGUAGCUCCCCAUGAACUUGCAUCACAAUCAAGGAGAGAUGCUGGCACCAUUCCCUGCUUGGGGUCUCUUCCCUUUCCCUCACUCCGUUAGUCGAGUAACGUUUCAGUGGGUUAUCUAGAGAGGUCUUUUGCAUGAAGGAAAACUUUAUAUAUUAGUCUGAACUACUGGUGUGUGGUGCUUAUGAAUCCGAUUGUAUCAUUGCCAUGGAUGUUACUUGCGCGUGAUUGCUAUAAAGUUAACCUCCUUGAGAUAAUGUGUGCAAUUGAUGAGGUGAUGGCAUUCACAUUUAUAUAUUUUGAGUUUUAUUAAAGAGAUUGUGAGUCACUUACAAAGCAUGUGAUUGUAAUAUGAACAAAGUCUAAUGUGUGUGAGUGUCUUGUGGAGUUGUUAUGGAAUGCAUAAUAUAAUUUUUUUAUUUUCUCUAUUUGGCUGCUCACCAAAGGGGGUUUGCUGUGAAGACAAUAGUAGAAGUAAUACUAAUCACUGAAGAUAUUGUUAUAAACAAUCAUGUUUUGAAGGCAUCGUGUAAAAGCCAAGGCUUAUGAAUGGGAUUUUUACUUUUCCAUGGGGAUGGAAAAGGAUAGUGGAGUUUACCUCCAGGAAACCCUCUUGGUUGGGAAGGAACAUGAAUGAGGUCUUACUAUAAUGCAUGAAGUAAACGAGUACCAGAUUUUCACAUUUAGAUUUUUAUGUCUAUACUAUAAGCAGUCUAAAGACAGGAAUUGUCUUGCAGUGUAAGAACUUGGAAAGCAAGAUCAUUUUGUGGGGUGUUAAAAGUUGGCCUGAAAAAGAGGAGACAGUGUUUUUUAUAUAUAUAUAUAUGUCUGUGAUCCUUUCAGGUUUGAAAUAAAAGAUGAGAAUAAU